CUAGGAAACGGCCGGUAACAGAAUUCGGCGAGUGUGGACUCUGCUUUCUAGGAGCCGGGGAACAGCUUCCAUUCGAGUAACUGCGUUUCUUGGUCAGGACAAUGUCUGACCAGGAGGAAGAAGCUGAUUCUCAGAAUGCUGUUGACUCAUCAAAAGAAAGAGAGGAUGCUUUGGUGUCUAUCAAUAUUCCAGUUCCCUCGGAAGAGGUUCCCGAGUCAGAUCAAACUGAAGACUAUGAAUCUGAACUAGAUCCAUCUAGUGGAGGCCGUGAAAAACGCACUGAGGAGCUGAGUGACCAGAGCGUUUCAAGCCUGGAACCGAACGAUGUCGAGCAACUCGUGGACGACGUUAUGAUGGCUGAACGAGCUGAAGAUGGUGGAGGCUCUCUAGCGAAAUCUGGGAGCGCAGUGCAGUCAGCCAGACCAUAUUCAAAAGUGUCUCUGACAUUUUUGGAAAAAGUUAAGGCUGUGAAGGAAUCUCUGAGAAUAACAACAAAAGAUUCUUUAGCAACAGUAAAAGUCAUACUUCUUCCUGUGGGCCAGGAAACUGUAAUUCCCUUUAAAGUUGACACUGUUCUAGGAUGCCUGAAGGAUCAUUUUUCAUCCCUGUUAGGUGUCCCAGCUUUUGUCCUGCAGAUAAGAUGUGCAGGAACAGUUCUCAAAAAUCAUGAGACGCUACUACAACAUGGAAUUAAGCCCCAGGAUGUUGUGCAAGUGGAAAUGUUUUCUUUACAGCAAGAUCUAUACCCAAUCAGAAGAAUAGCUAGAUCAGCUGCAGCCUCUCAGAUCAUAACUGUCAGAGUACAAACUGGCAUUGAUCAGUACCAGGAAGUAGCUGUUGAGAUGAUAAAAUCUGAUUUUCACAAACCAUUUCUUGGUGGAUUCAGACAUAAAAUAACAGGAUUAGAAUAUCACAAUGCUGGAACACAAACUAUACCUAAAAAGAUUCCUGAAAAACUGAAUGCAUUUUGUAGGGAUACGCAGACAGUUUUUCAGAAAGGAAAACUCCAGCAAACUACAAAUACAACGUCCACACAGAUGACUAAAAUUGGUGUGUAUGUAUCAAAUAUUACUGAUAAACUGGUAAAACCAGGAAAAUAUUUUUCAGCAGCAGAAUACCAUGCUAAGAGAUUACAGGCGAUAAUUGUAAUACAGACUUACUACAGACGAUGGCAUGCUAAAGUUGUGGUAGAGGAUUUAAGAAGACAGAAAAUGUUCAGGUUGCAAUGGGAAGCAGAGGAAGAACACAGGAAGAUAAGAGAAAAAGAAGAGUGGAUGAAACUGGAUUAUUACCGGAGGCAUAAUCCUCAAAUAAAAGAAGAUUUUGAACUUCUUUAUAAUGCACUAGAACUCUGGCGACAAGAAGAACUCACACGCAUUAACAGGUCUUUCACUGGAGCUGAAAGGAAAGCCGCUUUGUGUGAACUUCUGGAAAAAGAGACGCAGAUAAUUGCUUCCAUUGGGAGACAUAGAUGUAUCACUUACACAGAGAACCAGGAAGCAGAGAUACAAAGUUUUUUGGAUAAGUGUUCAGCUCCAAAGACGUGGAGAAGAUUUGAUGGCAAAAUAAUUGAGUUGGAUACACAAUUUACCAUCAGAGCCAGAGAGCUGCAGAACAUCUAUAACUGCAUCGUGCUGAAGAAUGUCGCUCAGGAUGAGAGGCUGGAUGUACUCUUAACGCUUAAACAUACAGUAAAGGAACAUGAAUGUAAGCUGACUCAGGAAAUCCUAGAAUUGAUUGACAGGGAGGUUGACCUUAUGAUGAGAGGAGUCAAACAUCAGAAUCUGGAAGGACUCAGAAAAAGGAUUGCAACACUCUUUUUUCAUUACAUAAAAACACCUCUGUUUAAUCCAGAAGUUGCAAGACACCUUAAGGUCCCUCAGGACCCAUUGAAGUUCUAUAAGAAAAUUUACUUUUGCCACAGUUGCCAGCUCUAUUUGCCUUCUGCAGAGUUUCCUAUAUCAUCCACCUCACACCGCAUUUACCAAUGCCGUCAGUGCAUUAACCUUGACAAUGAGAGUCGAAAACGAGAAUCAUAUUUAAAAUACAAAUGUUUACUUCAACGGCUCUACUGUUCAGAAGCUGAUUAUGAAGAUGAUUCUGAAAUUGCUUUCCUGAUACAGCUACAAGAUAUUCAGUACCUGACAGAGAAUAUCUGGGCAUCCCAGUCUGUGCUCAGUGCUUGGAAGGAUCUCAAUGAUCUGGUCAUGGUCAGAUGGGAUAAGUCUGUGGAAUGGUCUCCCUGGAACUGCAUUCUUCUUACCAAAGAUGAAGGCGCUAUUCAUCUCAAGCUAAAGAGUAUUGAAGAGGGAUAUGAACCCUUGUUUAUUCACAAGAUCAAACACAAACACUUCCUGGCUAAGAACUAUUUUUCUCAAAUUCCGCUACUGGCUUCAUUUUUAGUUGAUGAUGGUGAAGUAGAGGAAAUCAGAAAGAAGCAUCAGUCAGAACCAACAACUAAGAUUUUAGAAGUCCAGAGGCCUGGUCCUUAG
This is a messenger RNA of Dama dama (fallow deer), 2492 nucleotides long. It is a transcript of the gene IQUB, whose product is annotated as IQ motif and ubiquitin domain containing. Lineage: Eukaryota; Metazoa; Chordata; Mammalia; Artiodactyla; Cervidae. Gene Ontology annotation, molecular function: protein binding. The coding region runs from base 102 to 2492 and encodes 796 amino acids. The record is from RefSeq and is a predicted model, not a curated record. Gene Ontology annotation, biological process: cilium assembly. Gene Ontology annotation, cellular component: acrosomal vesicle; motile cilium. The transcript is spliced from 13 exons.